ACCAGGACACUACCGCAUGCUUACUGUUAAUGCACUAAAGGGACAAACACCAACGCCCCCCUCGUCAAGAAGUAAGCGCGUCAGGAGUGAGGAGAGACUUAAGCCACAGUGGUGUUCUUGGGCUGGACACCCACAUUUCCUCCGUGUGUAUCUGUCUGUCACUAGUUGGAUCAAGCCAGAAAACGAUAGCAGAAGUUAGACGUACUCCUUCAAAAUAAAACCACCAUUGCAACGGGGAAAAUACUCUUGAGCCCCUGGCAGACAGCUGGACAAAUUGAAGCAGACCACAGAGGCUGAACACCUACUGACACUGUGUGUGGAGGAUGUCUUCACCAAUAUACUACAACCAAGACAGUGUUAUUCGCUUCAAGAAAAGAAAAGCUCGCUUCUCUUUCAGUGAAGUCCACAUUCUGUUGGAUGAAGUGAGGAAGCAUCGUAUGGUUGUUGUUGGCAAAUUCAAUCGUGGCGUGCCAACAGACAUGAAGAAACGCACAUGGGCAGAGAUCACUGCACGUGUCAAUGAGAUUGGGGAGUGCCAACGUGAAGUCAUUGAGGUCAUCAAGAAAUGGUCUGACCUUAAAUGUGACACCAAGCGGAAAGUGGCUGCUAUGCGGUCAGGGACAGUGCCCAACAGGGGCCUCAACUCACGUCUUUCCCGAGACCUUAAUCAGACAGAGAAAAUUGUGCUUCAGAUCCUGGAGAUGGACGAGGAAGACCAGAACAUUGGUGACUUUGGCCCUCUGGGAGAUGAUGAUGAUGUGCCAGAGGAGGAAGAAGAAAUGGAAGAGGAGGAAAUGAUAGGAAUGCAAAGUUCUCCCAACGGUGGGUUGGAAAUGACGCCUAUGCCCCCACCAGCCUCCUAUGCCAUGAGUGGACCUGCACAGUCAGGUGACUCUUCACAACCUGCCUUUGAUGUGCAGUACGAAGUACCUGCGACAGAAGAUACUGAAGCUGCGUUUGGAGAGUCGGACGAUGACCAAAGGGAUGACGUGCCUCCUUCCACUCAGGCAGCAAAACCAACAGAGGACCAUCAAGGAAACAAUGGCAUCCAGAAACAAGGACAACCUCAGACGUCCUCCGGACCUUCAACGUCUUCAGCUGCACCUUUGAUGCCAGGUCAGCCCACUCAGAACGCUAGGGACAGCAUGCUGCAUAAUGCAUCACUGAGCCUUCAAGAGCAACAUGCCACCAACAUCCUGCUGGAGACGGUUUCGCGCUCCCUGGAGCUGCUGUCUGAGUCGGUGCAACAGCUGGCAGAGACUCAACAGGAGUUUGUGCGGGAGUCGCUGCAACUCCAGCGGGAGACAGUGCAAGUUCUCAGAGACUUCACAGGUGGAGCCAUAGCACUCAUGCAUGACAAACUUAAUGGACGGCCAGCAUUAUAGCAACCAAGCAUCAGAGUUGUUAAGUUGUAUCACUGACUUUAUACAUGGCCUUCAGGCACAGGAACUUUCAAGUUCCUUUGGACUCCACCACUGGUUACUGUACUUUUUGAUAGUACUCAACAGAUUUUCUGUGGCUAUAUUUUAAAACUGUAUUAGUGGAAAAGUAUUGAUGGAAUUGCUGUCUGCACAGUUACAUGAAAAUGGUUUGAGAAAAUAACCAAUGUUAGCCAUAAGGAAAGAACAUGUGGAGGGUGUUUUUUUUCCUUCAUUUUUUUGCUACUGAAAGUGAGGCUCCUACAACUCACAUUGUAAAACUUUUUUAUUACGCAUACACCACUUUUAAAACCUUUACAUUGUCAGUCAAAUCCGUUUGUGUGUCCUUGUAUAAGUUGUAGCUUUCUCUUGCAUCAGUGUCUGGAGAUUAUCAAAUGUACUGUAAUGGUAAGUGGAUUUCUACACCUGACCAUUAUAUGGUCCAUAUAUCUGAAAGCUAAACAAGGUGUGUUAAAUACUUUGAAAAUACCUGUAACUGAAUAAUUUGUGAUUGUCUGAUUUAGUUUUUUUUACAUUACAAACAUGAACACUUGAAUGAAAGUUUCAAUAAUUCCUUUUGAAACACAUGGAAUAAACCCCACAUGUAUUUAAACAGAACAAAAGUCAGAGUCUGAAUAGUGCUGUAGUACUUAAUUCAGAUAUCCAGUUAUUAGAAAGCGUAAAUCCCCUUUAUUGUUUUACAAAUUAAAUCUAUCUUGAUAUCUUUAGAUUGGUUCUAAUACAAAUGCCUGUUGAUUAAUAAUAAUCUGAUUUUAGCGACAAUAAUGCAUUGCAGAUGAUCAAAUAGUCUAAAAUUUGAAAACAUGGACUGCUUCACAGACUGAAGAGACAAGAGUAAAAAUAGAUAACAGAAGAAAAAUUAGAGCUGAAAGGAUGAAUCUGAUCAUAUUCAAAAUUUUCUCAUUGUCAUCAAGUAUCAUCAAAAGACCAAACUAGUAUACCAAAGUAUUGUCUGUGUCCUGUAUCCUCUGUGCCAUAUAGUCCUAUCCGUUGUUGUCAAAAAAUUAUUAAAAGCACAUUAAUGAGCCAUGCUGUUGCACUGGGUGACAUGUUCCUUCAUAACAAUGAAUGUGAACAUUGUAGUGAGUUUUUUUUUUUAAAUGUAUCUCCUGCACCAUGUCCUGCUGCAGUUUAUUUAUUCACCAUCAUCAGAGUACCAAAUGUGUAUUAAUCCACUGCUUAAAAUAGUUGCCAACAAGUGUGCAAUUUCCUCCUGUUUGAGCAGCGUUUUCUAAAAAGAUAAAAGAUAAAAUUAUA
Messenger RNA from Lates calcarifer (barramundi perch), 2696 nucleotides. RefSeq lists its product as uncharacterized. The coding region runs from base 324 to 1385 and encodes 353 amino acids. The record is from RefSeq and is a predicted model, not a curated record. NCBI's taxonomy places the organism in Eukaryota, Metazoa, Chordata, Actinopteri, Centropomidae. The transcript is spliced from 5 exons. Gene Ontology annotation, cellular component: nucleus.